This is a messenger RNA of Hypomesus transpacificus, 2129 nucleotides long. Its product is annotated as ubiquitin-conjugating enzyme E2 A-like. NCBI's taxonomy places the organism in Eukaryota, Metazoa, Chordata, Actinopteri, Osmeriformes, Osmeridae. Gene Ontology annotation, cellular component: HULC complex. The record is from RefSeq and is a predicted model, not a curated record. Gene Ontology annotation, molecular function: ubiquitin conjugating enzyme activity. Bases 384 to 842 code for a protein of 152 amino acids. Gene Ontology annotation, biological process: protein polyubiquitination; DNA repair; proteasome-mediated ubiquitin-dependent protein catabolic process. The transcript is spliced from 6 exons.
AGCAAGGAACGUUGUGCAAGAAGCGGAAGUAAUACGUCUCUCAAUGUAUUACAUUUGGAAACAGAAGGAUUCAUAAAUUUAUUAAAAACAUUUAAUUACAUUUCCAUGAACAUAUUCACAGCUUAAUUUGACCCGACACACUUUCAUAUAAUAAUUAAUUACUUGUUUAAACUUGGUGGUACCCUUCUACAAUGGUAUCUUCCUGUUGCUGUAGAGUCAACUAGCGGUGACAGCUGUAAUAGCCCAGAGCUAGCUACAAGCUAACUAGCUAGAAAGCAAGUUCGAGCGAUUUUUCGAAAGGAAUAUUUACCGUGUAAAGACUUUGUAACAAAACGUAACAUUCAAAAACACAUGUUCAAGUUCUAUAUGCCAAUUGGAGCAUAAUGUCAACACCAGCAAGACGUCGUUUAAUGAGAGACUUUAAACGGCUUCAAGAGGAUCCUCCAGCUGGGGUCAGUGGAGCCCCGUCAGAAAACAAUAUUAUGGUUUGGAAUGCUGUUAUUUUUGGGCCAGAGGGAACACCUUUUGAAGAUGGCACUUUCAAACUUACAGUAGAAUUUACAGAAGAAUAUCCCAACAAGCCUCCAACAGUGCGAUUUGUCUCCAAAAUGUUUCAUCCAAAUGUCUAUGCAGAUGGUAGUAUAUGCUUGGACAUUCUUCAGAACCGCUGGAGUCCUACGUACGAUGUUUCUUCAAUCUUAACUUCAAUACAGUCUUUAUUGGAUGAGCCUAAUCCAAACAGCCCAGCCAACAGCCAGGCUGCUCAGCUAUAUCAAGAAAAUAAGCGGGAAUAUGAGAAGAGAGUUUCUGCCAUCGUCGAACAGAGUUGGCAUGAUUGUUGACCUCCCCACUGUUCUGUGUAUGAACAAUAUCAAGCCUCAAAUCAGAAGAAACAACUGAAACAUCUUACAAAUAAGAAACUCAUCAUGCUUUGUAUUCUUCUCCAAUAUGAUUGUCUGUUCUAUAGCCGUUGCUGAAUUUGUCUGCCUGUUGUGUUGUGGUUGCAGCUCAUACUAAUCUACUCAUCCUGGGGGGGAAAGUAGGCUACAUCUUUGUCAAAUGUACCUUGUUAUAUCUGGGUUACUUGCAAAUCAUGCCACAAGGAUAUAUAUUUUCCAUUUUACCUGAAAAUGUGAGUUGGUUGGAUGUGGUAUUGACAGAUGUAUUUUGAAUACAUACAGAUCCUUUUCUUAUGAGUACUUUUUGCUUUUUUAAUAAGAACAUUUUUAGUUCUUUUUAGCCAUUUUGAAGCUGUGGCGUGUGAGAACAUAAAGUUUACUCAUGGACCCCCUACCCAUCACUUGUGGCCUUUAGGGGGAACACUGCCCAGGGUUGUGAUGACAUUCAAUGUCUCUGCCUUUGUAAUCCAAUGUAUGGUUCUAUAUGUUGGUAUUUGAAGCCUCCAAAAGUUUGAGUUUAAAACACAGCCUAUUUAAAACUAUAUCCUAUAUUGGAAGAAAAAUUGCAAGUUUCUGAUGUCUAAAAUUCCCACUCAGAAAAGUAAGGCUUUCCACCUUCGUGUGUAACGCAUGUUGUUGUUGAUUAACAACUGUUAAUGUUAUUUCAGAUCAUAUGUUUUUCCGUUAAUCGCAAUCAUUAUUUCUACCCAACAUUCAGUCAACGGUAGCAGAAUGGGUGCCUUGGAGUGAAACUUGUUCUAAUGCAGUGGCCUCUUCAACUACAUUUAUGAAGGCAUGCCUGUUUUCUUAUAAAAUGCACUGGUAACCCAUGUAACAAACUGUACAUUUUCUUGUAAAUAAAAUAUACAUCAAAAGUAGCCUAGUUUAUUCAGGGAAAAAGUUGUGUACACGAUUUAAAAAGGGGAUGCAAGAAGAUUCCGCUCCACCACAGAAGUAUUUUAAUACACUACAUAAACACUGGUACAAUGAUAAACCCCUGAUAGAAGUCACAUCUUCAAGUUGAGCCAGUUAACGAUUAUCAGGCUUACUUUAUUCAGUUACUACAGCUGUGAAAACAAGCAGAGAAGUUAACCGUAUCCACAAAGACCAAUACAAGUGUCAUUUCACAUACUGUCAUAGAUCACAGCUUGCCCAGUUUCAAUGUCCAGGAGAUCUUUAAUAUCCAAGGAGCCCACUUGAAUUUGAAGGGUUAUACCACCCCCACCCCCC